Messenger RNA from Macrobrachium nipponense, 7075 nucleotides. RefSeq names its product mitochondrial uncoupling protein 4-like (gene Ucp4A). The coding region runs from base 493 to 1467 and encodes 324 amino acids. Gene Ontology annotation, molecular function: transmembrane transporter activity. The record is from RefSeq and is a predicted model, not a curated record. Lineage: Eukaryota; Metazoa; Arthropoda; Malacostraca; Decapoda; Palaemonidae. Gene Ontology annotation, biological process: response to cold; transmembrane transport. The transcript has 11 exons.
ACUUCAUCGUUCUGGUGUGGCUGUUGAGAGCGCGGUGUUGGCUCCUGGUGGGAAAAAACCAGCCCUUGUUUUAACUUCAUAUACUGACGGGAGUAUCGAGGGUAUCGGCCGUGUCCAUAAACGCCCGGUUUGUGAUUUGUCUUAGACUGAUGUGCUGAAAACAGGCUGUUAUUUCCCCGCCAUAACGUUAUAUUAUAGGUCUAGAAGUGGGAAGUGUGUGCUUUAGCCAGUGGUGUGCUACCGAGGCUCGUGCAACCCACCUCGGCAUUAGAGAGGAGAUCUUUUUUUUUUCUGCAUCGAAAAACACGAUGGUUUUUGCAGCGAGGAUAAACUGUUGCAGUCAUCGGCCUUCGGACGCUUUUGUGUGUAGAUACAUGAGGACUUUAGGUGCCGAGUCUGUGGAUAUUGAGAAAUACAGGCCCUCUUAAAUUCGGUCUCGCGGAGGGAACGCAGUUUUUAACGCUUGAUAAUUUUUCACGCCCAACUGCAAGGAUGAAUAGUAAUCGGAUGGUAGUUGCUCAGAGGGGGGUACUCCCGCCCCCUAAGCAGCACUUUGCAGAUGCAGUAUGGUUCAAGUACAUCUUAUCAUGUUGCGCAGCGACAACGGCCGAGAUGGUAACAUAUCCACUGGACUUGGCUAAGACCAGAUUGCAGAUCCAAGGCGAGAAGGGCUUAAAUGGAAAUACUAUGAGACCCUACAGAGGACUGGCUGGAACUGGGGUGGGGAUAAUACAAGAAGAAGGGUUCUUGAAAUUGUGGCAGGGAAUAACUCCAGCUGUAUAUAGACAUUUGAUAUACUCGGGAACUCGAAUGGUCUUGUAUGAAAAAGCGCGAGAUCACCUCUUCACGACACGACCCGAUGGUACGAGGCCAGUCUGGCAAGCAAUUAUGGGAGGAAUUGUUGUCGGUGGUAUUGCCCAGUUCCUAGCAUCUCCUGCAGACUUAGUAAAGGUCCAGAUGCAGAUGGAGGGACGACGGCGAUUGGAAGGAAAACCUCCUAGAAUCCAUUCUGCUAGUGAGGCCUUUUUUAGAAUCUAUGGUGCUGGUGGACUACGAGGUUUGUGGAAAGGAUGUAUGCCAAAUGUCUAUCGCUCAGCACUUGUAAACUUAGGGGACCUGACUACUUACGACUCAGUGAAACGAUUUUUUGUUAACAGUUGGAAAUUUCCGGAUACAUAUUGGACACAUGCAUUGUGCAGUGUAUUUUCUGGAUUGGUGUCGACUUGCUUGGGCACGCCUGCUGACGUAGUCAAAGCCAGAGUUAUGAAUCAGCCUACUGAUAGCCAAUGCAGAGGUCUGUUGUACCGAAAUUCUGUUGACUGUUUGAUUAAGACAGUUAACAAUGAGGGAUUCUGGGCCCUCUAUAAAGGCUUCUUCCCGUGCUGGUUACGAAUGGGUCCAUGGUCACUCACCUUCUGGCUUACGUACGAGCAGAUCAGAAACGCCUGUGGCACAUCUGCAUUUUAGGUAUAUUGCAAAGCUCAAGAGGAUUUGCUUGCUUGGAGAAGUUCUUUCCACAUGUUAACACUGGAAGGAAGGUAAAUCUUUUGAAUAGUCAGGCCUGAUAUAAUCUUUAUCCAAAUGCUCUUACUCAACCAUUUCAAUACAGUCAAAAGAAAUCGGAAACUUCAUUGUAUUACACAGUGUCAGUUGUUAUUGGUAUAUAAACUGGAAACUUAUGUCAGUAUUGAGUGAAUUGUGAUUAGAGGAUGUGGUAAAGAGACAGCUUAGAAGUUGUCUAUAGGCAUAGAUCUAGAGGUUUUUCAUGUGCAUUUUUGUACAACAGUACUACUGAUUGUUCGUUCAAGCUAUUCUUUCUCAUAUUAAGGCAUUUUUUAAGUACCUCAACAACAGUGUGAAUCCAGCAAAUUAGCUCAGCUUUCAGGAUUUGAUUUUAUCCUUAACCAAGAUCAUGUACUAAUUGAACAAAGUAUAAGUUUGAAUUUAUGUAUUUUUCAUCGUUACAUUCGUUCAUGUAAUGUAUAAGGUGGGAAUAACCUCUGUUAUGGCCAUAGUGAAUGCUUCAUUGACUAUUAUCAAAUGUGAAUUUAAAAGUGAACUUCAUAGAUAUGUAUUUAUUUUUUUAUGACAAAAGUCCGACGCUUCUGACUGAGGGGAAUAUUUUAAUUAGGAUACCAGCUGUACAGUUUUCCACUUCAGGUGAUUAUGUUUUUUUUCAACAACAAACUGUUUUCACUGCCAGAUCUCUGGCGUUCGUGAUAAUGUUCAAUGCUGUAACUUUUUGUGGACCAGACUGUUUAUUUUUUCUUCAUUAGAGUUGUCAAGUAUGGAGGUAGUGUGUGUGUGUGUGCGUGCGUGCGCGUAUUGUCUCGUGUGGUGGUGGUGAUAAAAUUGGCUGUAUGUAAUGAAACAGCCAAGUAAUUUGUGAUUUUUUAUGUGUAAUAUAUAUUCAUUCUCCAGGCAAUUUGGACUGUUAUGAAAAAAUGCAGAGCAACUUAAUUGUUGCCUAUUUUAAAUUCACAUCAACCGUGGAUUUGACAUCUAGGCCAGUCCAUUACUACGCUCCUGAUUGGCUGUCAAUCAGGAACGUCAUAAUGGACUGGCCUAGACAUCGGAUGCACGGUUGAUGUGAAUCUACUAUAGUAUAAGUUACUGUUGCUUUGAUGAUGUAUGAUUUUAAUAGGACUAAAAGUUUAACAGUCACUUGCCACAGGUUUGAAUGGAUGUGUGUUAUGUAGUUUAACACAGGAUUCUAUUAGAAAUACUUGACUGUAUCAGUCAGUGUAGAGCCGAGUAUGUUGAAAGCCAGCCAUUGGAUCAUAACAGUUCACGAAGGUUGGAUCAUCUGGCAGUUUCUUUGCCAGAGCUCAUUUUUAAAAUUUUGAUUGUUCUGUUAAAUAUAAUUAUAACAUUAUAACCACCUUAACAAUGCAAAUGUUUAGUCAUUGAGCCUUUUAACAUCACUACAGUUAGUAAAAUGUACUAUUAACUAGUAUUGUAAGGCUCUAGAAUUUCUGUGUGCUUUAAUAGUGUUGUAAAUAUUUUUUUAGUGAUUGGCUGUUCAGUUGCCAUACCUGAGCCAUCAUGUCAUUGCUAUUGUAGAAAUGACUUGUGGUUUGAUUGCACCACAACUAAAUUCAGGCAUUGUAAUUCCUCAGGUCUUUUGUCUCAUAAUAUUCUUUUAUUUAGUCUUGAAAUUUAUCAAGUUUUCUUUAUUUCUGGUUUUCAAGAGCUUGCAUGUCCAUCAAAAUGUUUCUCUGUAUCAUAUUCUUCUGGGUAAAAAGAAAUCAUUUGUAAGAUAAUUAUGGACAUCAUUCACUCCAGUAUCUAUUUCUCCUUUCUUCUUCCAUUGUCAUAACUUACAUUGAGUAUUAUCAUGAUCAUUCUUUUCAAAUUGUUUAUAUUUGUGGAAGUUCCUGAUUGACAAAGGGAGAUGAUAUUUUUCAAUAGAGUAAUGGUCAUCAGCUUUUCCAGAAAAAUUACAUUGUGGACAUACAGGAAGUAUAGGUAUCAGAGUGAACUGCUUUGCACUGUGAACGUAUAUUUUGUCUGUUAAGGCAUACUUGUUUUGAAUAACUCCUUGGAUACAUUUUACAGUGUCUCAUCAGAAAGAUGUUUUAGACUGAUAGGAUAAAAUUUGUUGGUUUUACGUGAAUAAAACGGCACUUGGCCAAUGAUAAUCUGUAAGAUGUAUUCAAGAUAAUUGGACGAAGGCUUCCAGUGGUGGUGAUUACUAUACUGUAUUGCUAUCCAGAACGAGAGAAAAAUUUAAAAGAAAAAUCAUUAUUUGUGGCUGGCCUUUCCAGCUCAAGUUAGAAAAACUUCUUCAUAAAGAGAUUUGAAAACUUUCCUUGUUGUCUCAGUCUCUCUCAGGUGCCACACACACAAAUAUAAAAUCUUAACUGAUACAUCUUAAGAACUUUAAUGUACAGAUAUAUAACUCUUAGAGCUUCCCAAAUAAGAAUUUCAAGGUCCAAAUCUAUAAAGAAGAUAUUUUUUUACUUUUUUACUGGGAGAGGAAAGUACUACACGUAUGUCACUUCAAUUUUGUCUCCGACAGAGGCCACAUCUGUUGUUAAAUGCCUUAGGGUUUUUGAAGCCUAAAAGCAUUGGUUACCACUGGUAAUGAUUCAAUGGUUGAUAGGGCUGGUAAGCUGUACUCUUCUAUUUGCAGCUUUUAUAUCUUUAAUUGUUAACAGUAAAUAUUGCAUUGGAUGAUGUGGUCUUUCAAGAUUUGGCUCCUUAAGGUAGUCUUGAAGUUUGAAUGGUAGCAAUGGUUGAAAAAGGGCAGUUAGCCUAUGUGGCACAUUUUACUUAUUUUGUGUCUUAGUAAUAGUCUUUGCCCAUUGUCAUAGAUUGACAGGUCAUGUUUGUGACAGCUAUAUCAGAAGCCUGAGUGGCCACUUUUGAUUGUUUGUAUUAACAGAAUCCAUUCAUAUUUUUAUUGAGAAUUUGUCCACUUGAUUUAAGAUCAUUUAAUUCAACAUUUUCAGAAUUAUAUUCAUAGGAGCUUUACACAUAGAAAUCAGAACUUGCACAUUGGAACAUUUGGCACCUUUGGGUGUUGUCAGGUUGGCAUUUUAUUAGUUAAGACUAUACAUAGUUUUCCUUUACAGUCCUGCUGCUGUCUAAAAUAGUGUCAGGAUAAGUACUUUUAGUAUUCCAGAAUAGUGACAGGAUAAGUACUUCUAGUAUUCCAAAAUAGUGACAGGAUAAGUACUUUUACUAUUCCAUAGCAAUCAAAUACAUCUCUUGAAGUUUUUACUGUUGUAGGUGAAAUUUACAGAUAGUAAGGUGAAGGUAUGAAUUUUACAAUAUAAGUUAGUCUGACUGCUGUUAAAAACAUCAGCCAUAUCAUGCACAGUUUAGUUAGCUAGGAUUUUUUGAACACUAGGAUAUGUUUCACAAGAUUAAUAAAGCCGACCAGCUUGUAUAUUUGACCAAAACUCACUUUUGUGACCCAUUUUGUUGUGGAAUAUCGAAAAGGUAUCUUAUCUAGUUGCUAGUUUCUGUACGGUUGAAAAUAUGGCCUAUUCUUGAAUUGUGAAUCUGUAAAGAAUAACGAUAACAACCAAGAAAAAUGAUAAAGCCUUUUGCUUUACAGCACUCAAAUAUGAGAAUUCACAAAAGUGUUUUUUUGUACAGUACGUUCUGAGGCCAUUGAUUUACCAGUGUGAAAGCAAAAGAUUUUCCAUUUUUUCACCCAAAAAUUUUUGUUUUUGACAUGAUAAAAUAGUAUCCAGAUUGUAAUAUGUAUCUCAGUAGUUUUUAUUUUUGUCUUUGUGAACACUACAGUUUACUUUUAAUAAUUUGACUCUGAAAAGCAUUUUGCACAAUUUUAAUGUGGUGACGUUCUGUAUAUUUUAUCGUUUCAGUGCAUUUUGUAAGCUAUGUAGUAUCUAGUAAAUUUUAGUCCUAUAUGAAGUUUUUGUUGUUUUGUUUCUUGGGUUGGAGAAAUCUGUACAAUGAAUGAUGAUUGAAUGUCUUUCCUUUGGCUGUAUAAAGUUGUUGCUUAGUUUGAUAAGUCUCCAAAAAUAAUGUGGAAGCUGGAAGAAGUGUUCUUUUUCGCGUUGAUGUUUCAAAGGUUUAUGGUCUGUAUGACAGGAUGUUCUAAUGGGUGUCAAACCUUUAAGUUGGCCUCCUUCCCGUUGAUGUUAGCUACAUUGCCUUAUUGUGAAAACUUCUGAACUGCUCCAGCUUUUAACAACCAUAUGUGCAUGAAAUUGAUGGCACCCAAUGUUGUACAGACUCAUACUUUGGAAAUCCUGUCGAGGUUUUGAUUUUAUACGUAUUGCCUUUGUAAGACCAUAAGGUAUAGUUGGUAGGAUUUAUCUGCUUCUACAUAAAAGCAAAUAUCUUUCAUAAUCUCCUUCAGUGAACUUGGUAUUUUAAGAAUCCUUUUAUUGUAAUUACUCUCAGUUACUCCUCUAAUGUAAUUCAUUUUUUGCACUUAUUCUCACAGUUAUACAUUUUAUGUUAUGAUAUGUUGAUAAUUAGUCACAUUUCUUGGUAUAAUAGUACAAUGUUAAGUAAGUCACAUGCUUAUUACAAGAUCAUUUAUUUGUAAAAUGUCAUCUCUGUAAUAUGUUUUUCUUGCAGUAUCCCAUUUUUCUUAAGUUAUAUUAUCUCGCAAUAUAAUUUUAAACUCAACAAUACAUGUAAUUCAAGUUGAGUUUUUUCCAAUUUUUUUUUAGUUUGUUCUUGAUGACUAUAUCACCAUGAUAUAACCCAAACUCAUUAAAAUGUUUAAUUCUACUGAUGUCGUUAACUCAAGUUUAGUUAUAGUUAACACUUGGUAGAGUUUCACUUUCCAUUAUCAUGUUAGCAAACUCCAGAUAGCCAAAAUGUAUCGUUUUUUUUUUUUUUUUUUUUAAUGAGUUUAUGAUAUACCCUAAUAGCAAUUGAACUUUGUUGAAAUACUUUACAAUGUUGAUUAGGGUCAGAGUAAUAUCAUAGCAUACGUAUGUAUGACUGGAGAAUUACUGGAUAUACAUCAAAUUGUCUUCUUAAUGGCUCAAAACAUAUAUUUUUUUAUCCUUAUGAGAGCUUCCUGAAUAGACAGAGAUGCAGUAGAUGAAGAAUUGUCUUGAUCCUCAGACUCCUGAUAGUGUUGUUGUAACCUAGUCAUUGAAUAUAGUAUAUAUGCUGAUAUAAAAAUAUGUAAACUCGAGUCUUGUGUAAUUACUGUAAAGAGCACAGAACGGUGAAUUCACUGGCUUAUAUAACUAUAUUUACUGCUUGUGUGUUUGGGAUGGUGUAGUUAUAGGAGCCAAUGAUUAUUGAAUUAAUGUACAGUACCAAUAUUAAGAAGAAUUAUUUUGUAUGGGCUGUAGAUAUGACUAUAGUUUUUUAAGAUUUGUAGUUCAAGCUCAUUCUCUUGAGUAUUUUGGAAAGAAAAUAAUUUUUGCAGAUUUGAACAUACUAUUGCAAGCUAAGGACACUUGUGUCACCAUUCAAAAUGUAGGCUGCUGUGAGCCAUUGUAACCUGCUGUCAGAAAAUCACAGUGAAAAUAAAAAAUAUUAUUGACCUUUAUGAUAGUUGAAAUUUUGGUGUCUAUUGUAUCUGCAUUUUAGUAUAUUGCAAGUGAUAGACAAUAAAAUAUUUUUGUGUAAA